AUGCCCGACUCGGAAAAGUUACCAACUAUAGAGUCCUUGCAGGGCAUUGACUCUGCGUCUGAAAGCAAAUAUAUAUUGCCUUACGAUAAGCAGAAGACAGAAGCAGGCUUCGACCACGAACUUCAAACCCAUCUUAGCGAAGCACCAGAUGGAGGAAUAAGGGCAUGGCUUGCGUACUGCAUUGGUUACAUUCUCUACGUUUGGUUUUUUAAAUUCAUGGGGUAUCUUCCAAGCGUACUACGAGGAAAAUCUAUUGCUUCACACUCCACCUUCAACUAUAGCAUGGAUCGGUUCUACGCAGGCGUGUCUAAUUCUGGUUCUAGCAAGCCUACUAAGCUCAUUCGUGCUACUAGGCGAAUGUUUGACCUGGGAUACUUCAAAAUACCGUUCUUCGCCGCUAGCUGCGUCCUCGUCGUGUGCACCUUUCUAACCGCAGAAUGCACUCAAUUCUGGCAGCUCUUCCUGACACAGGGUGUCGGCCUGGGAGCGGGCUGCGGUUUCCUGUUUAGUCCCGCAAUCGUCAUCGUGUCACAAUGGUUCUCCAAGAGACGUGGCCUUGCUUUGUCUACCACCACCGUUGGGGCUGCGUUCGGCAGCAUCUUGUUUCCUGUAGCGGCACAAAAUUUGAUUCCGUUAAUUGGAUUUAGAUGGACAGUUCGUGUAUUUGGAUUCAUGCUAAUGGCUACAAUGGGGAUGGCAAACAUAUUUCUUAAACGGCGGCUUCCGCCCACUAAAGUUCGCGGGGGACUCUUCAAUCUCAAAGCAUUUCGCAACAAAGCAUAUUCCACUUAUUGCGUUUCAGGAAUUAUGAUACUUUUAGGUCUUUAUACAGAGUUAACAUAUAUCUCUGUGAGCGCCGUAACAAUUGGCGUCUCGAAAGAUUUUUCGUUUUAUAUAAUUGCGAUCGCCAAUGCGGCAUCUGCGUUUGGACGUCUGUCAUCUGGACUGUUGGGAGAUAAAAUCGGCGCACUCAACACCAUGGUAAUUUACACGGCUAUUACAGGAAUCACAACAGUCGCCUGGCCGUUUGCUAAAGACGAAUCCCAGCUUAUUGCAAUAGCCAUUAUUCACGGGUUCUCCAUCGGAGCAUAUAUAUCUCUGUACUCUGCACCUGCCGUGGCAAUGGGGAGAAUGGAAGACGCAGGGCGUCGAGUGGGGAUGUUCAUGUCCCUCAUUGGUUUCGGAGGCAUUGCAGGUCCUCCAAUAUCAGGUGUGAUUUGUACCGCGACAGGAGGCUUCGUUGAUACGGGUUAUUAUGCAGGUGGCAGCAUUAUAUUUGGUGUCGCAUUGCUACUCGUGGCACAGUACCUUCACCUCGGACGGCUAUGGGGCAAAUUUUGAAUGAUCGUUCCGUGAGGUAAAUUUAGUGUUGAGUCGAUGUGUUCUUGAAGGAGUGGAUGUGAAAUGAUUCAAGC
Molecule: messenger RNA, 1415 nt
Organism: Suillus discolor
Lineage: Eukaryota; Fungi; Basidiomycota; Agaricomycetes; Boletales; Suillaceae
Product: MFS general substrate transporter
Exons: 12
Coding region: 1-1341 (446 amino acids)
Biological process (GO): transmembrane transport
Cellular component (GO): fungal-type vacuole membrane
Molecular function (GO): transmembrane transporter activity
Source: RefSeq, a predicted model, not a curated record